AUGUCUACAGUCCGCUCGGAUGACAUCCCAACGCUUGAUUACCUCGGGGUAAUCAAGGUUUUUACCCAAACGGCCGAACCUUCGACCGGUGGACCGAGUACUUCGAGCAGUCAAAAUGACUGGACUAGAUCAUUGGAAGAGCAGAUUAUCGACCAGAUCGACUGUGCGCAAAUUACCGGUGAGUUUAGAAUCGAUUCCAAAUUUUUUCUGACCAAAAAUUAUAUUACACUAGGCAACUUGAAGUCAACGACCCUCUAAAAUAAUAUCAAUUCCAGGCGAGCUGCCUCGAACAGCCAACAAAAAGACCGUUCCGUUGAAGAUUCACGUCUCCACACUUGGGGUCAAGUUCGUGAACCCAAAAAGUAACCACUGCACGCAAAGAUUGGCUAUGCACAAGUUAAUUCAGUGCAUCUGCUUUGAUGCCGACCAUGAUGGACUCAUAAAUCUCGUAAUUUUGGAGCAAUUGAAUGGCAGUGAUCAUGGUUUGGCGCAUUUGUUUCAAACCGGCGACGAGAGGAUCGCGGAUCAGCUCUGUCGCCAAGUGGGAGAAGCCUUUUAUCAGCUGGAAGAGGAGGCCAGAGAGAGGGCCCAGGCCGAACAACAGCGACGGGAGGCCGCCAAGAAGGAAAGGGAGAGGUUGAAGCGACAAAAGAGUACCGAGUCUUCCAGAAAGGUCACCUAA
Molecule: messenger RNA, 682 nt
Organism: Bursaphelenchus xylophilus (pine wood nematode)
Lineage: Eukaryota; Metazoa; Nematoda; Chromadorea; Rhabditida; Aphelenchoididae
Source: the annotation of a GenBank genome assembly